This is a messenger RNA of Carassius auratus (goldfish), 1265 nucleotides long. Its product is annotated as C-type mannose receptor 2-like. The transcript is spliced from 5 exons. The coding region runs from base 119 to 1201 and encodes 360 amino acids. The record is from RefSeq and is a predicted model, not a curated record. Lineage: Eukaryota; Metazoa; Chordata; Actinopteri; Cypriniformes; Cyprinidae.
AAUGAAAAGGGCUUUUGUUUUAGAGUAAUAAACACAUGAAGCAGAUAAAAUCAUCACAGAGUGUGAAGCUGAAGACAGAAACAUCAGACUCAGAACAGAAACACACAUCCUCUAAAAAAUGGAGCAAACUCUAUAUUUCAUUCUUCUUCUCGUUGCUCUCUGCUCCGUAUCUGAAUGUGUUCAGCGUCAGUAUCACUUUAUAAAUGAGAAGAAGACCUGGACUGAAGCUCAGAGAUACUGCAGAGAGAAUUACACAGAUCUGGCCACCGCUGACAACAUGAACGACAUGAACGAGCUGAUGAAGAGUGUGAUUAAUGAACGUUUCUGGAUUGGCCUGCAGAGAAAAUGGCAUUGGUCUUCAGGUGAACCUGCGCUCUAUCUGAACUGGGCUCCUGCACAACCUGAUGGCAGAGAUGAGUGCGCUGUGAUGAGAAAUGGGCAAUGGAAUGAUUUGGGAUGUAGUAAUAACUACCAAUUCAUCUGCAACAACAUGAGCACAAGACUCGUCUUUAUCAAUCAGAAGAAAAACUGGAGAAACGCUCAGAGAUACUGCAAACAGAAUCACACUGAUCUGGUCAGUGUGAGAAACCAGGAUGAGAAUGAGAAGAUUAAGAAGAUCAUUAGUGAUAAUCACUCAUCUGGAUCAUAUGUCUGGAUCGGUCUGUUCAGAGACUCAUGGCAGUGGUCAGAUCAGAGUAACUACUCUUUCAGUUACUGGGACACUGGUGAACCUAAUAAUGCUGGAGGUGAUGAAAACUGUACACAUGUUGAAAAGAGCGCUCAGGGACGAUGGAAUGAUGAGUAUUGUAACAAUCGAUAUCCUUUUGUGUGUCAUGAAGAUAAACUGAUUGUGAUCAGAGAGAAUCUGACGUGGUCUGAAGCUCUGAGAUACUGCAGACAGAAUCAUGUGGAUCUGGUCUCGGUUCAUUCACAAGAGAUUCAGCGUCGUGUGAUGAACGUGGUACACCUGGCGUCUACUGCGGAGCUGUGGUUGGGUUUACGUCACUCCUGCACUGUGGGCAUCUGGUUCUGGGUGAGUGGAGAGACCGUGUGCUAUCAGAACUGGGCUCCAGGGAACGGCACAUCAGAGGAGGACUGUGAACACACAGUGAGAUCUGGAGCAGUUCAGUCUGGAGGAGAUCAGCGCUGGAUCAGCCGUCCUGAAACUGACAAACUCAACUUCAUCUGCAGCAGAUAUUAAGAGUGAAAGGAUACACAGACCUUCAUGUGAGGAAACAAGUGAUUGUGUGUUCACUUCCUUUAAC